Molecule: messenger RNA, 2745 nt
Organism: Aureobasidium vineae
Lineage: Eukaryota; Fungi; Ascomycota; Dothideomycetes; Dothideales; Saccotheciaceae
Source: the annotation of a GenBank genome assembly
AUGACUUCCAGAUCAACCAGGACGAGCGUCUCGUCGUCGCAUAGCCGGCUUCAUCUCCCAGCAUCGCCUGCAGCUGCGGGCUCAAGCACUGCAGGCUAUUCACAGUACAGUUCCUACGAAUACUCGACUCGUCCUCGUACCGCCAUAUCAACCAUCGGAGUAGAGUCGCAGCAGAUCAUCUGUGCUGUGAGCGAGUCGCGCGGCAUAGCUCCCACUGUUGGUCUUGCUUUCGUCAACCUGGACACAGGCGAGGCCGUCCUUAGUCAAAUACCAGACAGUCAAUCCUAUGUUCGCACCCUCCACAAGUUGGCAGUCUUCAGCCCUUCCAGAAUUUUGAUCCUCGACACGGCCGCCAAAUCAAAGUCAAAGUUGUUCUGCCUCAUCGAGGAAAAUCUGGACGACUUGAACAGCAAUUUGAUCCUCCUUGACCGUCGCUACUGGGCCGAAACUACUGGCGUCGAGCUCAUCGAACAAUUCGGCUUCGUCCAGGAUGUGGAUAGCAUCAAGAUGUCCGUCGAGGGCAACUACUUUUCCGUCUGCUGCUUUGCCGCGGCUAUGAGGUUCAUCGAGCUUGCCAUGAACAAGACUUUCCCGCCGCACUCUUUGAGGAUCAGAUACGAAGCAUCAGAAGGUUCUAUGACGAUCGAUCUUUCCACCAUUCGUUCCCUUGAGUUGAUACAGAAUUUGCAAAGCCAAAAGUCGUCGGACUGCCUCUUUGGUAUUCUCAACGAGACCUUGACACCAAUGGGUUCGAGACUUUUACGUAGCAAUGUCUUGCAACCACUUACCGAUCAGCAAACGUUGGAAACCCGUUAUGAUGCUCUUGAAGAACUGGCAACCCAGGAAGAUAUGUUCUUCGCUACAAGAUCAGCGCUGAAGGCCAUCCUGGAUGCAGACAAGAUCUUGACCCAGCUAAUCAUCAUUCCGACCAAGCCAUCUUUGCAAUCCACUGAGCAGAGUAUAAAUCAGGUCAUCAUGCUCAAGCAGUUUGUGACUGGCAUAAAGCCUGUCUACGAUGCUUUGACCGGGUCAAGGAGUGUCAUGUUGAAAGAGAUUCGACGUAACUGCAAUCCAACCAGUAUCGAUCCUAUCAAGGAGCUUAUCGACGAGUUUAUCAAUGAAGACAUCACUUAUGCGAAGCAACCACUCGAGUUGCGGAACCAGAGGACAUACGCAGUCAAGGCAUGUGUCGCGUUCGAGAACCGAGCGACUCAAACUGACCAACGUCCANAGUCAGGAGUCAAUGGCCUGCUCGACGUGGCUAGACAAACAUACAAGGAGGCCAACAUGGAUGUGUAUCAGCUUGUUGACAAGUUGCAAGGUAAACACCAUAUAAUACGGCACCGUAAUGUCCUGACCAUGUCCCAGNAGACGCACAAAAUCGGACUGGACCUCAAAUACGACAAUGCUCGACAGUACUACCUCAGUCUCAAAGCCUCGGAACUCGAAGACCGAAACCUACCGCCUGUUUUCAUCAACGUCAUUCGCAAGAACAACAGGGUAGAGUGUUCGACCUUGGAUUUACGAAAGCGCAGCCAAAAGAUCUCCGACUCGCAUACCGAAGUGCUGCUGAUGAGCGACAAAGCCAUACAAGACCUGAUAACCGAGAUCCGCGUCUACAUGUCAGUCCUCUUCAAGGUCUCGGAAAGUGUUGCCAUGCUAGACGUGCUCUCAUCUUUUGCUCACAACGUCACCCUGCACGAAUACACUCGGCCUCGAAUUACGCAAACUCUCGGCAUCAAAGCUGGUCGCCAUCCUAUCAGAGAGAAAGUACAGAAUAGUCCUUUCAUACCGAAUGACGUGUUUGCUACUCAGCAGUCUCGCUUCCAGAUUAUCACAGGAUGUAACAUGAGUGGAAAGAGCACUUACAUCCGUUCGAUCGCUUUGCUAUCAGUGAUGGCUCAGAUCGGAUGCUUCGUUCCAGCAGAGUUCGCCUCGUUCCCGAUCAUCAAGCAACUUUUUGCAAGAAUAUCCCUCGAUGACAGUAUUGAAGCUAACGUAUCCACAUUUGCGUCAGAGAUGAGAGAAACGACCUUCAUCCUGAGGAACAUUGGCAGGAAUAGCUUGGUGAUCAUCGACGAGUUAGGUCGAGGAACAAGUCCGCGAGAUGGACUUGCCAUAGCUUUGGCAAUUGCAGAGGCUAUGGUGGAAAGCCGGGCCUUAGUUUGGUUCGCAACACACUUUCGCGAUCUUGCAAAGAUCCUGGCUGAACGGAACGGUGUGGUCAACAAGCACUUGGCGGUGGACAUGUCCGAAGCCGAUACGAUGGCCAUGUUGUACCGACUCACAGACGGUGUUGUCUCCGAGCAACACUAUGGCUUGCAGCUGGCAAAAGUCAUGCCGCUACCUCCCGACGUAAUCGAUUACGCAACACAAGUAGCAGAACAGCUACAAGCGCAAGUGGAGAGAAGGAAGAAAGCUUCCAAGGCUGUCAUCAUCGGAAGGAAGAGAAAACUCAUCCUGGGGCUGAGGGAGGAACUCAUGCAUGCUUGUGGCGGUGCAAUGGAAGGGCCAGUCCUCCAGAGCUGGCUCCAAGAACUUCAGCGCGAAUUUGAGGUUCGGAUGACUGCGAUCGAGAGGGAAGCUGAUGAUGUUGAUCUUGAUAUGGAUAUCGAGAUGGCAGACNUCAGGGUCAUGGCGAGUGAGACUACCUCAGUGGUGGACCGUGAUGGUGGUGAGGCGAUGAGCAGUCAAGACAUGGAGUCGACGGUUGAAGACGACAGUUACAUCGCUGACAGGUACUGA